CAGCGACAGAUCUCUCUGGUGAGCGGCGUAGCAAUCAAUGUGGGAACUAUCAUUGGUUCAGGGAUCUUCGUGUCCCCAAAAGGUGUUCUGUUGGGAGUAAGCUCAGUUGGAAUGACCUUGGUGGUAUGGGUCCUAGCUGGCAUCAUCUCUCUCCUGGGAGCUCUUUGCUUUGCCGAGCUGGGCACCAUGCUGCCUUCCUCGGGCGGCUUUUAUUUCUACCUGCGGGCCAUCUACGGCGAGUUUGUGGCCUUCUUGUAUCUCUGGGUCUCACUGGUCAUGCAGGCGCCGGCCUCCUGUGCGGUGGUGGCCAUCACCUUUGGUCGCUACGCCGUCCAGCCAUUCUUUCCUUCUGCCGACUGUGGACCGCCCAUGGCUGCCAUUCAGCUCCUGGCUGUGAACUCUAUACUGCUGUGCGGUUUCGUCAACAUCUUCAGUGUUCGCCUAACAACCACUGUGCAGAAUGUCUUCACUGUAUUCAAGAUGUUGGCAUUGACCAUCAUCAUUGUUAUGGGUUGUGUCCAAUUCUUCAAAGGGGAAACGGGCAGUUUUGAAAACUCUUUUAAAGGGACAACAUAUGCUGGUCUUGGUAACGCCCUGUAUUCGGGGUUGUUCUCAUAUGCUGGCUGGUACAACUUGAACUACAUUGUUGAGGAACUUAAAAAUCCUUACAAGAAUCUACCCCGUGCCAUCUACAUCACCAUGUCCAUUGUGACAGUCUUCUAUGUAUUUGCCAAUGUUGCGUACUUCACUGCCAUGUCACCCCAGGAACUGCUGGCCUCUGAGGCCGUUGCCGUGACAUUUGGUCUCAAGUUGCUUGGGGUCGUUGCAUGGUGUAUGCCGAUUUUCGUCGCCAUGUCCACAUUUGGUUCAAACAAUGGCAGUGUACUUGCCAUAUCGAGAACGUUCUUUGUCGGAGCUAGAGACAGACAACUACCAACUUUCCUUGCAAUGAUUGACAUUAAGAGGAAGACGCCAAUGCCAGCUCUACUUCUUGUGACUUUCCUGGCGUGUGUAUACGUGUUUGUGAAGGACAUCUACACCUUGAUUAACUAUUUCAACUUUGCGCUGUGGACGUCAAGUGGUGCCCUCUCAGCCGGGCUGGUCUAUCUCCGUUGGAAGUACCCACAAAGAAAAAGACCUUACAGGGUGAAUAUUUGCCUUGCCAUCUUCUUCACCUUUGCCUCCAUCGCUCUGGUGGUCCUGGGCACCAUCUCGGCCCCCAUGGACACUCUGAUUGGUGUGGCUAUCACACUCACCGGCAUACCGUUCUACUUCAUCUUGGUCCGACCGGCCAAGAUACCGACUCUCCUCCACAAACUAGACGUUGUUGUUACACACUGGUGCCAGAAAUUGUUCUUGGUCACCAAUGAAGAGAAGACUGGAACGACCAAUGGAGACACCUGAAAGAUGGCCAAAGAGGAAAAGGAGAUGUGAUUGGAUGGGACUAAAGUGCAAUUUAUCAGUCAAGAACUCAGUUAACCUUGAGGAAUACCGGAUCAACCAAUCCACAAAACCAUGUUAGGUUGAAUCGUGUGUCAUUAUAACUGUCAGCAUUUAGCCUUGGAACUUUAUGGAGCAGUUUAACUGUCUUUCUACUAAUAUCACACAAGCGCACGUGGAACACAGAAUAAUGCAGCGUGUCUGUGUCCCAUACACCACAAGGCCAAAGGCUUGACGCACAAUAAAGAAGUUAUAAGGUUCUAUGUACCCAAAGUGCCACCUUUGAAUUUACAGUAAAUUUUGCAGUUGUGCAUUUGCUUUUAGCAUAAAAAUAGCACAUUGCGUGGAGUUAGAACAGUGCAUUAUGCAAUUAUGGUUAUGUAUCACACUGUUUGUUGCCAUGGAUUGACCGAUCAGAAUCGAGAAUUCAAGUUUGCCAGAAGAUAAAUGAACAUGCUGGUGGGAACAGUGUAACGUUUGCUUUCAUUUUCAGAUGAAAACUUUGAGAGUUAUGUUUCUGGUUUUACCUAACCAUAUAGUUGAACAGGUGAAAAAUAGCAGCCUAGCACCAUGCAUGUGACUUAUUUUACCAGCUUGUAUUACCAGAGCACCUGUCUGUCAAAUCUGCCUAGAGCAUUUUAAAUUCUGAUUAGCACAGAAUUUGCAGGCUCCUAUCAACACUCUGAAGAUCUUCAGUGGUUAAUCCUGUGGUGUAAAUCAUCACAAGUUGGGCUUGACAGUUUUACUAUCUUUUGGACUUUCUUGCCUACUUAUGUUUUUUUUCUGUUGUUUAUAACAUUUGUGAAAAUAAUUUGUAUUAUUUGAUAGCUGCAUAAAUCUCUGUCAUCUGAUUGGUGGAUCAUAGAUCACAUGUCAUUAAAUUUUUUGUUCUAUUCAGUAAUA
Messenger RNA from Acanthaster planci (crown-of-thorns starfish), 2343 nucleotides. Its product is annotated as Y+L amino acid transporter 2-like. Gene Ontology annotation, biological process: amino acid transmembrane transport. Gene Ontology annotation, molecular function: L-amino acid transmembrane transporter activity. The record is from RefSeq and is a predicted model, not a curated record. Gene Ontology annotation, cellular component: membrane. NCBI's taxonomy places the organism in Eukaryota, Metazoa, Echinodermata, Asteroidea, Valvatida, Acanthasteridae.